Messenger RNA from Phytophthora infestans T30-4, 2400 nucleotides. RefSeq lists its product as uncharacterized. Bases 1 to 2400 code for a protein of 799 amino acids. The transcript has a single exon. Lineage: Eukaryota; Oomycota; Peronosporomycetes; Peronosporales; Peronosporaceae. The record is from RefSeq and is a predicted model, not a curated record.
AUGCACCCUGGCAUCAAACCAAUAGAGCAGAAGGGCUCGCGGCUGCCCUACCCAAUUGGCAAACCCACUGACCAACUCGUUCCACGUGCUCAACUCCGGCAACGGAUCGCCAAUGCACUUGGUAGAGCACAGCCCCAUGGGAAACCUACCUUUGCAGACGUCGCAUCUGCCCUCCCGGACGUGCCAGGCCUCGUCCUUGAGGGAAUGGACACUGUCCCUCUCCCACUAUGUCGGGAGAUCUUCGAGAAGCUCGUAAAGCAAGGCGUGGGGGAACAAGAGAACGUCUGGAUGCUCUUCCCCCACCUUAUCACGAUGAAAAACCCAGCGUGGACAGCAGGUAUCCAGACACUGGCUGAACUGAGUUCAAAGAGGCUCGGGAUCGACAAUGGGGUGCUGCAGCCAGUACUGUCCAAGGUGGUGGUGGUACGUGCUGGCGGGAAGCUAGACAAGCAGCAAGACACGAACAUCGGUCGCUCCAGGGCGACGCUGGUGGUGACGCUACCGUCUGAUUAUCUUGGAGGUGACUGGGUGGUCUGGGACGCGGAAACACGGAAAGCUUAUCGCUACGAUAUGGGCAAAAAGGCUGGCAACGCUGCGUUCAAGCCACACUACGUGGUGUACGGCGCUGGAGCGUCUUAUGCCAUGGAAGAGGUGACGAGUGGGUAUUGCUUAAUGCUGGUUUACUCGCUGUGCUUGCCUCUGGGCUUGCCGCUGGCUACCCGUCCCCACGUUCGCAACUUGUUGCGUAUCGAACUCGCUGAGCUUGUCAAGCAACUGCAAGGAGGACCGGACGAUAUGGAUGCUAUCACUCAGCGUUGCGAACAAGCUGAAAGUAGCAGCAACAAUGCCGAUAAUAUCGCACUUUCGCUGUCAAAGACCUUGACUCUGACGGAGAUUGAGAAUGCAGGUGUAAAUGCCCUCUCUGGUGUGGAUCUGGAUCGAUUCCAGUUGCUACUUGAAGCGAACAAGUGGCUUCCUCCGGCACACCAACUGGUGUUCUACCUGGCACGACUUGGCUUCGAAGCUCCCGCGUUCGAGUGCAGUGAGUCCUCGGAGCUGAAGCAGGCGGUGUGUUGGUACUCAAUUACUGGGAAGAAAAUUGGUGCAGACAACAUGCGCUUCGUCAACUGGUCAACGAAGCUCAAUUUCCUGAAUCUUGGCAACGAGAAACUGGGUGAACAAAGGGGAAACGACAAGGAGCCCGUGGCCAAAGGUCUGGAACGCUUUGCUCUUGUCGGCUGGCCUCGAUCGUCCGACAUCGCACACGCCGUCAACUGGUUCGGAGCUCCAGCGUCUGUGCCUAUCAUCGCAGCACACGACUUCAUCAGUGUCGCGACGCUCCAACUGCUGCUAACUAGCGACGGAGGUGGGGGCAAACUACAUUUUUUCCUGCAACUCAGAGCAGCAGAAAGGAACUUUGAGCUUCUCCCAUUCUGUCGGAAGUUGGGGGCUGUUGUUGUCGAGUCGGGAGACGUCAACUUGGCCAAUACAUUUGUCAAGAACGGCGUUACUCUGCUAAAGGAAAAGGAGAAAAUCUCAUUUCUACCAUGGUUUGCAACUCUCGUAGAGAAAUUCGAGUGGGAAAAUGUGAGCUCAGCGAUACUGGGAGCUAUCAACGUGAAAGCGUCCGAGAUUCGCGUGGAUCGAGCUCUGGAACUUGCCGACAUCCUCAGCCAGAAUAUCUCGGCGCACACUGAUCUGACAACUUUUGCUCUGCAGAAAACGUGCUCGUGGCAAUCCACUCACGCAGACAGAUUCGCUGCGUCGGGCAAAGUUAUCGCGCUGUUGAAUCACGCGAUGGCAUGCAAAAGUGCCAAGGUUUUCGCCUCUCUAUUGGUCUUACUGAAGAAGAUCAGUGGGGGGCUUCUCCGUCCUGUCAUCGAUACACUUUCAGAGUGCGUCGAUGAGUCGAGUUUGCCGGAAAUUCGCGCUGCACUGGCCUCGGUUGCAAUCAAACGGCGUCAGUGGCUGACUGAAGAGGUCGAAGAAUCCAAAAGGCCAUUUACAUGGGACACGGAGUCGAUGGACUUCCCUGACGCUGCGUUAAUAGUGAGCUUUCUUGAAGGCCCCGACGUCGCGUUUAAGAUCUGUGGCUUCCCCGGUAUCGGAGACGCUCGAGCUCGUGCCCAAUUGCUUCGUCAGAAAAUUAAAGGGGCUCUCAAGUUUGAGGCGGACGGGCGAGGACAUGACGCGUUUGUGCAAAUUCUCAAAGCUGGCGGAGAUUUUGAUACUCGCAGGAAGGACUUGCUGAAGUAUGAAGCGGAGAUCGACCGGCUUGGACAGCUCGUGAGUGAUCUGCUGCCGCCGGAUGAGAACACGAAUACCACCAACGUCGAUCUCAGCGCAGUGGGGAAGAAACGAGCGCGAGAGGAAGCAGGCGACGAGUUCAUCUUCGAAUAG